Messenger RNA from Amphiprion ocellaris (clown anemonefish), 1933 nucleotides. RefSeq names its product PR domain containing 12b (gene prdm12b). Gene Ontology annotation, cellular component: nucleus. The record is from RefSeq and is a predicted model, not a curated record. Gene Ontology annotation, biological process: neurogenesis. Lineage: Eukaryota; Metazoa; Chordata; Actinopteri; Pomacentridae. The transcript is spliced from 5 exons. Gene Ontology annotation, molecular function: histone methyltransferase binding. The coding region runs from base 155 to 1300 and encodes 381 amino acids.
GCCAGGCAGGGCAGCUUUACGCACACAGUUUGGAGCAGAAAGGACGGACUGAACAGCAGCUCUGCGUGUCUUCUUGCAGCUGCGCCGCUAAUAUCGUUUCUGGGUUUUCUCGCUCUCUCUCGCUUUUUUUUCUUCGUCUUGUGCGUCUUGCAACAUGGGCUCCGUGCUACCAGCCGACGCUUUGACACUAAAGUCUGGAUUUAAGUGCCCGAGCCGCUCGCUGUCGGACGUGAUCACCUCGGACAUCCUGCACAGUUUUCUGUACGGCAGGUGGAGGAACGUGCUGGGAGAACACCUGGCGGAGGAGCGUCAGAGCGGCAGCGGCACCAGCCCCAAGACCGCCUUCACCGCCGAGGUGCUGGCUCAGUCCUUCGCUGGAGAGGUGCAGAAGCUGUCCAGCCUGGUGCUACCCAGCGAGGUGAUCAUCGCACAGAGCUCGAUCCCUGGAGAAGGUUUAGGAAUCUUCUCAAAGACGUGGAUCAAAGCUGGAACCGAGAUGGGCCCCUUCACUGGGAGGCUGUUGUCCCCUGAACACGUGGACCUGUUCAAGAACAACAACCUGAUGUGGGAGGUGUUCAAUGAAGACGGCACAGUGCGUUAUUUCAUCGAUGCCAGUCAGGAGGACCAACGCAGCUGGAUGACCUACAUCAAAUGCGCCCGGAACGAGCAGGAGCAAAACCUGGAGGUGGUGCAGAUCGGCAGCAGCAUCUUCUACAAGGCUGUGGAGACCAUCCCACCAGACCAGGAGCUUCUUGUCUGGUAUGGAAACACCCACAACACGUUCCUGGGAAUCCCUGGAGUUCCUGGAACAGAUGAGGAACACCAGAAGAAAAGCAGGAAUGAUGACUCCCACUCCUGUGACGGCGCCACCUCCUGCUCUCCUUCAUCCUCCUCCUCCUCCUCCUCCUCUUCAUCCACCACCUCCGGUCGAAUGCGCUGCGUCAUCUGCCACCGCGGCUUCAACUCCCGCAGCAACCUGCGCUCCCACAUGCGCAUCCACACCCUGGACAAGCCCUUCGUGUGCCGCUUCUGCAACCGCCGCUUCAGCCAGUCGUCCACGCUGCGCAACCACGUCCGCCUGCACACCGGCGAGCGGCCCUACAAGUGCCACGUGUGCCAGAGCGCCUACUCGCAGCUGGCGGGCCUCAGGGCGCACCAGAAGAGCGCACGGCACAAGCCGGUGGCGUCCGGCGCGGAGGUGCCCUCGCAGGUGUCCCCUCCUCCCCCUCCUCCCCCACAGAUGACGGCCAUGCCCCACCAGAUGCCCCUGGUGCACCACAUCCCCACCAUGGUGCUAUGAUGAUGAUGAUGAUGAUGAUGAUGAUGAUGAUGAUGACAGACGCGCGGACGGACUGUGUCGCAGUUGCACUUUAGAGCCCAGCUGUAGUGGAGGAGCUCCUCACGAAACAAGCUCUCAUUAAGGAAAAAGUUCACGUGAAACACCUUUAAAGUUCCCGCCUUAAUGGUGCUGCUUGUAUCUUUGGCUUUCAUGUGGUCAAAAUUACAGCAUAAAGAUGUUUUAAUGUUUGUAUUUUGGGAAUAUACUUUAAAAAAAAGAACAAUUCUAUCCAGAUUUUUCACCUCAUCUGUUAUCAGUGCUUCUCUGUGUAAUCAUAAGAAGUUAACAAAUGUCAUAUAUAUAGCUAUAAAUGUGAGACCAGACAUAUUUUCUAUAUUUUGAUCCGUCUUUAUUUGGCAUCACGUCCUCACCAGCUCAGGUGAAAAGUACCUUCAGAGAUUUGUACAGUCAAUAGAAAAACGCAUUCAUUCAUCGUUUUGUUCCACACUGUAAACGGAAAUUGUCACUUUAACCUUGUACAGACCAGGUACUUUGGAGAAUUGUGUGACUGUAAAAUUGCAUUGUAUGCUACUGUACAUGUGAAUGUAAAUACAUUUGUGCUUUCUUCUAUUCUAAAUAAAUGAUAUGCUAUGA